UACGGACUCGUUAAUGCCGUAUACACAAUGCAGGAUUCAUCAACAGCCUUUUGCCCAUAGAUAUGCUUUAGCCUUUCCGUAGAACGCUGUUUUACGUCAUCAGAGCGAGACAGCAACCAAAGCGGCAUGGAAGGAAAGAACUGACCUUCAUUCCAUUAUAUUCAUUAUAAUUCUAACUGUAUUCCAUUAUAUUCAUGAUAAUUCUAACUGUGUUCCAUUAUAUUCAUUAUAAUUCUAACUGUAUUCCAUUAUAUUCAUGAUAAUUCUAACUGUGUUCCAUUAUAUUCAUUAUAAUUCUAACUGUAUUUUCUGCAUUACCUAUAACGACACUUACUAGGCAGGUUCUGAAACCUUCAUCAUGUCUGUGAAGAGUGUGUCAGUCCAUGCCAAAUGGAUCGUAGGAAAGGUUAUUGGUACCAAAAUGCAGAAAACUGCCAAAGUCAGAGUCACCAGGCUGGUUCUGGAUCAAUAUCUUCUCAAGUAUUACAAUAAGAGGAAGACCUACUUUGCACACGACCCACUUGAGCAGUGCACUGUGGGAGAUGUUGUUCUUUUAAAAGCUCUAGCAGAAAGGAGGUCAAAGCUCGUAACCCACGAACUGGCUGAAAUUGUGUAUAAAGUGGGAAACGUCAUAGAUCCUCUGACUGGGAAGCAGGUUGCUGGAAGCUUGUUCCGAGAAACUCUCACAGACUCGAUGGAGAAUCCUGCUGGAUCUUUAACAGAGAAGCUACAGGAAUUAAACAUCUCAGCUGCUACAAGUGAAAUCCUACAGAAACCCUCUGAAGUCUGAAUUGCCUCUGAAACUUUUUUGUACUCUGUGUAAACUCAAUAUUUUCUGUAUAUUCUGUUUAAUAAAAGUAAGUGUCAUA
Messenger RNA from Acipenser ruthenus (sterlet), 869 nucleotides. RefSeq names its product small ribosomal subunit protein uS17m-like. The record is from RefSeq and is a predicted model, not a curated record. Gene Ontology annotation, cellular component: ribosome; mitochondrial small ribosomal subunit. The transcript is spliced from 3 exons. The coding region runs from base 359 to 790 and encodes 143 amino acids. Gene Ontology annotation, biological process: mitochondrial translation. NCBI's taxonomy places the organism in Eukaryota, Metazoa, Chordata, Actinopteri, Acipenseriformes, Acipenseridae. Gene Ontology annotation, molecular function: structural constituent of ribosome.